This is a messenger RNA of Cannabis sativa, 3061 nucleotides long. RefSeq lists its product as uncharacterized. Gene Ontology annotation, biological process: positive regulation of GTPase activity. The transcript has 17 exons. NCBI's taxonomy places the organism in Eukaryota, Viridiplantae, Streptophyta, Magnoliopsida, Rosales, Cannabaceae. The coding region runs from base 792 to 2849 and encodes 685 amino acids. The record is from RefSeq and is a predicted model, not a curated record. Gene Ontology annotation, molecular function: GTPase activator activity.
UCCCGUUAAUGUCUAUGAAUCAGUUUAUUUUAUUUUUUAUAAUUUCUUAUCAGGAAUAUAUAUUCGUUGAGCAAUUUGUUUAAUUUCUAUCAAUAAGUAAUUUAGGGAGAGGACAAUCGUGGUUAGCGCUAUAGUUGUCAACCCUCGUCGCUGAAGUCACCAUACCUGAUGCCUCGGCGUUGGAUUCGAUUUCUUUUUCCGAACUAAGAAUUGGAGAGACGACAGUGUGAAUCGUUGGCACAUUUUUAGUCAGAGGGUCUCGAUCAUCUUCAGAUCAAGCCUGCAAGCUGGUAUUGAUUGAUGUUGAGCAAGCUUAUAAUAAUAUAUGGUUGCACUGCCAUCGAGCUCUCACUUUCCACCGCUUUUAAGCUUCCCCAUAUCAGUGUUUCAAAAAAAAAAAGUUUCCCCAUAUCAGCUGUGGACGAGACAAACAUUGUGGUGUAUAUGAUUGCAAGACAUACGUAUUUAGAAGAAUAUUAAUAGGCAUUUGCUGAACAACCAUGGAUUGUGAGUGCUUUGAAAAGCAUGGAUGAGGGCACCAAAAUGGAGUUUCUCAUGACCCUUCACACACAGUGCUCAUAGUUAGAUCAAUAGAUAGCUUCAAUCCAGUCCUUACAACGUGCAUGUGUAAGCUAUCUUGUAUUAAUAGCUCUCUCUGUUACACCAUAACACCCCCCACCCCACACACACACAAAGCGUUCAUGUCACCAUUAGUGGUAGAGUGGUGGCUCGUGGAUUUGCAGUGAAAGGCCAAACCAGCCAUAAUUUUCAGAUUGUGCAUAUUUAAGAUAAUGGAGGCGCCUUAUUCCUUUGUAUCAAAAGCAAGGACUGCCUUACAUUCUGCGGCUGCCAAAGCGGAGCGAGUUUUCUCUGACCUCAAGUCCGAUCGAGAUUUGGAUAAGCAAUGCCCCAAGAACAUGAUCCUAACACAUGAUGAAUCACCAAUUAGCGAGGAAGAGUCAAAGUUGAAGCGGAGGCCAGAGCCCAUUAAGACAAAGCAGGAUUGGCAGGACAAGUUUAGAAACAUUAGAAUUGGAAGGAAAGGAGUCGAAGAUACUGAUAAACCUGAAAAUGCAACCAUGAUUCCUUUCUAUGAUGAGAAUUUGUACAUGCUUAAUAUGAAAAAUGGUGUCGAUUUAAAGGUUGUGGAAACAACUCCCUCAGCAGAAGGAUUAAGUGCUGCAAACCUUGGGCUUAUUCCUUCAGUCUCUACAAUAAAACAAUUGGCUACUGCUGUUGAGAUGGGAAAGAAGUCCAACUCAAUGAAAGAUUUCUUGGCCUCAUCAGGAGGUUCUUCACCUGUCAGAGAGAGAUCAGGUCUGAGUCUCUCAGCAGUGAAGUCUUUAGUACUUCGUGAAAAAGAGGAUAAUCUUACAUCUGAGUUUUGUAACAAUGAGAAGGUUUUAUCUUUAAUCGAGUCACUGUUUAGUGGAGAUGAAUUGUUUCUCAAACGGAAUAUUAGAUCUUGCUUGGAUGCAAUUACAGUUACAUCUUUUCUUAGAGAUAUUCAUGGUGCACCUCCUGAAAGCUUCAUUGUAAAGGUAGCUGAAGUUAUUGGGAGCUUCAGGACCCUGCGAAAGAUGGCAUUAUUUUGGUGCAGAGUUAUUGCCGAACUGAGAAGACAUUGGUCUGACAAACAAUAUAUACCUGGCAUCCCUCUAGAUGGCAUUCCAGAUUUGAAUUCUUGUCUUCUGUUUCAGCAGCUGCAAGUGAUUAAUUGCUGCGUAUCACGAAGAAGACGUCGAGAAAUUGCCUCUCAAUCAUUAGACUUUGUCCUUAAGGAAGGCAAUAUAAAUGAAGAAGAGUUAGCUACGUUCAAAGAUGUUCAUGCAAGUUCCAUAUUGUAUGCUAGAAUAAAUGUUGAGGAACUUGUUCUCCGACUCGGCGCUGAUCGCCCAAUGGGAGAUCUAACAAUGUUGGAAACUGGAGAACCAGUGUACUCUCCUAUAACUCAGGAAGGGCCCUUGCUUACGGAAGAUCUUAUUAAAGAAACAGAGGAAUUUGUGCUUCGAACUGGAAGUGUUGGUGCUGGGUGUUCUCAACUCCUCUCUGAUAUGCAGGCUUUUAAGGCAGCGAAUCCUGGUUGUAUUUUAGAAGAUUUUGUUAGGUGGCACUCUCCUCCUGAUUGGACAGAAGUGGAGCCAAUUAUUGAAGACAAAGACCCUUCUAAUGAUGGGGAUAUAUUGUCUAUAAGAGGUCAAUUAAGUAGUCGAAUGAAGAAAGAAGGAAAUUUAUGGCGUGAGCUGUGGGAGACAUCAAAGCCAGUUCCAGCAGUUAAACAAACACCCUUGUUUGAUGAGGAUUUGGCAGUGGAAGGUAUUCUGGACAAUUUGGAGGAAAUUCCACCUUGUGAGCUUUUUGAGCAAUUGUUUGUAUCUUUACUGGGUUUAGGCUUUGUUAUUGCGGAGGCUUCUCUAUCUACAAACAGUGAUUUGUCAAAGCUAUUUUAUGAAUGCAAAGAUUACGCAAUUGCUGUUUGCCAAUCCAACGCUUUGAGUGAGAAAAUCAAUGAUCUUUGCCAGGUAUACGAAACAGUGGAGAGGAUGUUACACAAUCCUGAGGAAGUGCUAAAGAUAGUGAGGCUGGCAGAAGAUAGUCCUAGUCCUGCAGGUGAACCAAAAAGACUGUUUAAGAGGCUCAAUCUUAACUUUGGUGGCAAAGAUAGGAACUUAGGGAAACCAGCUUCAAAAGAACACAAGAACUCCGAAAACAGGAGAAGAGGUCAACAGUUUUCAAGUUUCUUUGAUGGAAAGUCAUCUUUAUUUUUGAAAAGGCCUCCUAAGUCUGGAAGCAUGUCCCCUGCUGAAAAGCCUACUACUUUAGAUGAAAAUGAUUGGACAAUGAUUUAGAAAUUAAUUACAGAUGGGUUUUUUUUUUUUUUUCUCAGCCUAGGUUAUAUAAUGAUUGGUUUUGUUGGCAACUAAUUGUAAAUUAAACAAAGAAAAGAAAAACAAACAAACAAUACAAAAAAGAAGGGCCAGCUGGGUUUUAUUGUUUGCAAUAUGUGAAUGAAUUUAUUGCUUCGAUUACAGAUGAAAUGAAAAGAGAAUUUGAUUUUGGA